Messenger RNA from Neohortaea acidophila, 1783 nucleotides. RefSeq lists its product as uncharacterized. Gene Ontology annotation, cellular component: succinate-CoA ligase complex. NCBI's taxonomy places the organism in Eukaryota, Fungi, Ascomycota, Dothideomycetes, Mycosphaerellales, Teratosphaeriaceae. Gene Ontology annotation, molecular function: succinate-CoA ligase (ADP-forming) activity. The record is from RefSeq and is a predicted model, not a curated record. Bases 180 to 1643 code for a protein of 487 amino acids. The transcript is spliced from 4 exons. Gene Ontology annotation, biological process: succinyl-CoA metabolic process; tricarboxylic acid cycle.
GUACACCCAUUGCCAGUUGCACACCCCGUGCUCGACGUGUAAACAAUUCCAGCGACGUUCUGCAUUCAUUUUCCCCUUGUCCAUCCGCGGCUUUUCAAGGAGUGGCCUGUCAUUGAAUUACUGCAGCACAACCCAACUGCCAUCACCACCACUCCAUCCACCGUCUCUCCCUCACCAUCAUGUCCGCCAAAUCCAUCCUCGAGGCCGACGGCAAGGCCAUCCUCAACUACCACCUCACCCGCGCUCCUCUCAUCAAGCCCACCCCACUGCCGCCCCCAUCCACCCACAACCCUCCCGCCAAACUCGCCUCCAUCAAGUUCGAAGCCGGCGACGACAUCAACGGCGUCCUCGAUGCCGCCGAGGCCCAGUUCCCCUUCCUCCUCGCACCCGGUGCCAAAUUCGUCGCCAAGCCAGAUCAGCUCAUCAAGAGACGAGGCAAGUCGGGUCUGCUGAAGCUCAAUGCCACAUGGCCCGAGGCCAAGGAGUGGGUGGCCGCGAGAGCGAACAAGGCCCAGAAGGUCGAGCAUGUCGAGGGACACUUGAGGACGUUCCUUGUUGAGCCGUUUGUGCCGCAUCCCCAGGAGACCGAAUACUACAUCAACAUCAACUCUGUCCGAGAGGGCGACUGGAUCCUCUUCUACCACGAAGGCGGUAUCGACGUCGGCGAUGUCGAUGCCAAAGCCGAGAAGAUGCUCAUCCCCGUCGACCUCUCCCAAUUCCCCAGCAACGAGGAGCUGGCCGCUGGCCUACUCAGACAAGUCCCCAAGGGCCUGCACAACGUCCUCGUCGACUUCAUCUCCCGCCUCUACGCCGUUUACGUCGACUCCCAAUUCACCUACCUCGAAAUCAACCCAUUGGUCGUCAUCCCCAACGCCGAUGCCACCUCCGCUCAAGUCCACUACCUCGAUCUCGCCGCCAAGCUCGACCAGACUGCUGAAUUCGAGUGCGGUGCCAAAUGGGCCGUUGCUCGCUCGCCCGCCGCUCUCGGCAUGCCAGUUGGUGCUCCCAAGGACGGCAAAGUGAGCAUCGACGCCGGCCCACCCAUCGACUUCCCCGCCCCCUUCGGCCGCGAGAUGAGCAAGGAAGAGGCCUACGUCGCUGAAAUGGAUGCAAAGACCGGUGCUUCCCUCAAACUCACCAUCCUGAACUCUCAGGGCCGCAUCUGGACCCUCGUGGCCGGUGGUGGUGCGUCAGUCGUGUACGCCGACGCCAUUGCCUCCGCCGGCUUCGCUUCCGAGCUGGCCAACUACGGCGAGUACUCGGGUGCGCCGACGGAGACGCAGACCUUCCACUACGCCCGCACCGUCUUUGACCUCAUGCUGCGCGCCCCGCAACACCCCGACGGCAAGGUCCUCUUCAUCGGAGGCGGCAUUGCCAACUUCACCAACGUCGCCAGCACCUUCAAAGGCGUCAUCCGCGCGCUCCGCGACGUCGCGCCCCUGCUCGUCGAGCACAACGUGCACAUCUGGGUGCGCCGCGCCGGCCCCAACUACCAGGAGGGCCUGAAGAACAUCAAGGCCGUCGGCAAGGAGCUCGGGCUCACCAUGAAGGUCUUUGGGCCGGAGAUGCACGUCUCGGGCAUUGUGCCGCUGGCGCUCGUGCCGGGCAAGUGGAAUGAGAGUAUCAAGGAGUUUGAGGGUUAGAGUGUUGUAAUCGUGGUCAUGGGCGAUGGCGAAGGAGUAGAUUAGAGUCUUGUCUUAACUUUGUAUGUUGCUUGGCGCUGUAGAUCAUGGGCGAAGCUCUGCUUUUUCACUGAAUCAAGAAGACCUCCCUCUGAGACCAA